This is a messenger RNA of Vicia faba (fava bean), 1101 nucleotides long. Lineage: Eukaryota; Viridiplantae; Streptophyta; Magnoliopsida; Fabales; Fabaceae. The record is from the annotation of a GenBank genome assembly.
AUGUUAAUCUCAUUAUCCCACAAAACCAUCACCUUCAUAACAUUCUUCUUCUUAUUAGGCCCAAGCCCAAUCCUCUCACGAGACGCCCACGUCAUCAACUUCCGAUCACCCAAUCUCUACCCCGAAUCUCUCGCGUGGGACCCACGCGCUCAACAUUUCCUCAUCGGUUCCCUUCGCCAACGCAUCAUCACCGCCGUCUCCGACGCCGGCGUCGUAGAAACCUUCAUCUCCGAUACGACUCUCCCCUCAAACGCAUCCUUCCUCGGCAUCGCCGUUGAUUCUUCUCGUAACCGUCUCCUCGCCGUCGUUCACUCCCACCCUCCGCUCCCUCCCUUCAAUGCCCUCGCCGCUUACGAUCUCUUCUCCCGCCGCCGUAUCUUCCUCAUUCCCCUCCCUUCCGCCGACGACAACCACGAAUCCGAACCCGUCUCCUGCGCGGCCAACGACGUCGCUGUCGAUCACAUCGGUAACGCUUUCGUAACAAACUCUGCCGGAAACUUCAUUUGGAAAGUCACCGCUACCGGAACGGCCUCAAUCUUCUCAAAAUCCCCACUAUUCUACACCUCGCCAACAAACAAUCAAUCCAGCUUAGGUCUCAACGGAAUCACCUACGUCUCCAAAGGUUACCUUCUCGUAAUCCAAUCAAGCACCGGAAAGCUUUUCAAAGUCGACGAAAUCGACGGUACAGCAAGGAUUGUUCUAUUAACCGAGGAUCUAAUCGGCGCGGACGAUAUCAUCGUUCGCGACGCAAACGUCGCUAUCGCGGUGUCGCCGAUGAACAAACUGUGGUUCAUUAAGAGUAUGGAUAGUUGGGGAGAGGGAUCGGUGUAUGAGAGAUUGGAGAUUAAUGUCCGGCGGUUUCCGACAUCGGUGACAGUGGGAGAAAAGGGGAGAUUGUAUGUUUUGUAUGGACAUUUGAAUGAAGGGAUGUUGGGAGAAGUAGGAAGAGAGGGUUUUGGUAUUGCUGAGAUUAGGUCAAGAGAAGGACAAGAUGAUCAUGUUUGGAUUUUCGGUUUGAUUGGUGUUGGAUUGGCUUAUUUUUUCUUUUGGAGGUUUCAGAUGAGAAAUCUUGCCAAGAAAAUGGAUCAUAAGAUCAAAUGA